GGCACGGAGCCCGCGUUCUGGUCGGACCUCAACGAGGAGACCCGCGAGGGCACGUUCGUCUGCGCGAAGGACGGCUGCAACGCGCCGCUCUUCCCGAGCGAGACGAAGUACGACUCCGGCACGGGCUGGCCGAGCUUCUGGGCCGCGGGCAAGGACGCGAUCACCGUCGACGACGGCGGCUUCCUCUCGGCCAUGUUCGGCCGCGAGGUCAAGUGCGCGAGCUGCGCCGGCCACCUCGGCCACCGCUUCGACGACGGCCCGAUCAACACGACGGGCAAGCGGUUCUGCAUCAACGGCGCCGCGCUCCGCUUCCGCGAG
This is a messenger RNA of Aureococcus anophagefferens, 318 nucleotides long. RefSeq lists its product as hypothetical. Gene Ontology annotation, molecular function: peptide-methionine (R)-S-oxide reductase activity. Gene Ontology annotation, biological process: protein repair; response to oxidative stress. Lineage: Eukaryota; Pelagophyceae; Pelagomonadales; Pelagomonadaceae. The annotation marks the transcript as partial. The transcript has a single exon. Gene Ontology annotation, cellular component: cytoplasm. The record is from RefSeq and is a predicted model, not a curated record.